Molecule: messenger RNA, 2883 nt
Organism: Calypte anna (Anna's hummingbird)
Lineage: Eukaryota; Metazoa; Chordata; Aves; Apodiformes; Trochilidae
Gene: RNF34
Product: ring finger protein 34
Exons: 7
Coding region: 250-1290 (346 amino acids)
Biological process (GO): negative regulation of extrinsic apoptotic signaling pathway via death domain receptors; protein K48-linked ubiquitination; proteasome-mediated ubiquitin-dependent protein catabolic process
Cellular component (GO): plasma membrane; cytoplasm
Molecular function (GO): ubiquitin protein ligase activity
Source: RefSeq, a predicted model, not a curated record
GGGCCGGUUGGCGGGCAGCGCUCGGCGGAGACGUUCCGGGGUUUCCACCGGAGGGCUGGGUAGAAUUAUCAGCACUUUGGCUCUUUACAGGACCCAGGAUUCUCAUUCUCCUUGUGACCACCCCGGGGCUGAGGCACCCCGAGCCCUGCACCCCGUUACCAGCCCCGGUCACAGGAAGGGCUGCGCGCCUGCUCAACUGCACAGCAACAAACCAACCCAACGCGAAACUAUGAGGCGGGAGCUACUUCCAUGUGGGCUUCCUGCUGUGGGUUGCUGAAUGAAGUCAUGGGCACCGGGGCCGUCCGUGGUCAGCAGGCUGGCUUUGGGGGAGGUGCUGGCCCCUUCCGAUUCGCACCAAACACAGACUUCUCCGCCUAUCAGUCUCCAACCGCAGCGGGCACUAACAUCGUUUGCAAAGCCUGUGGACUUUCCUUUUCGGUUUUUAGGAAAAAACAUGUGUGUUGUGACUGCAAGAAGGAUUUUUGCUCAGUUUGCUCAGUCUCCCAAGAGAACCUCCGAAGAUGUUCCACUUGUCACUUGCUGCAGGAAACAGCCUUCCAGCGGCCUCAGUUAAUGAGACUGAAAGUCAAGGAUCUGCGUCAGUACCUGAUUCUCAGAAACAUACCAACAGAUACCUGCAGAGAGAAGGAAGAUCUGGUGGAUCUUGUGCUGUGCCACCACGGAUUGGGGGCAGAGGAGGGGAUGGACGCUGGCAGCUUGCAUUCCUCACGCUCACAGACUUCGGGGUUUUUUACUCAUCCCUUUUCCAUGUCCGUUUCGGUGUCGUCCCAAGGAGAACUUGCAAACAGAAGGGGAAGCACAGGAAGUGGAACAGCCUUACGGGGACAAACGGAAACAUCUUCUAUAAAUAACGAAGAAGAAGAAAGUGCAGAAGAGCAGACCCCUGGAUUGUCCAGAAAACGAGCGAGGGCAUCUUUGUCUGAUAUCUCAAGUCUGGAAGACAUUGAAGGAUUGAGCGUUCGGCAGCUGAAGGAAAUACUUGCCUGUAACUUUGUCAACUACUCCGGAUGCUGUGAAAAAUGGGAACUUGUGGAAAAAGUGAGCAGACUGUACAGGGAGAGUGAAGAAAACCACAAGACACAGGGUGAGAAGAUGCAGCUGAAUGACAACGAUGACAACCUGUGUCGGAUCUGCAUGGAUGCUGUCAUUGACUGUGUCCUGCUGGAGUGUGGCCACAUGGUCACCUGCACCAAGUGUGGCAAGAGGAUGAGCGAGUGCCCCAUCUGCCGCCAGUACGUUGUACGGGCUGUGCACGUCUUCAAAUCCUAAACCAAGACCAAAAAAGGAUUUUACAGUCAUCCCUCCAGCAGUGCUCAACCCCGGGGCACAAGUCAGCUUAGUUCUCAACAAAUAACAUUCUGAACAGCAGGAUUUAGGUGUUUGGGGAACAUUUUUUUCUAUAGCACACUGAGCGUGGCAGUGGGGCAGUCUGACACGAUGCUUGUGUACAGUAACAGCGCUGCCUGACUCGCCUUAUGAAUCCACAAACUGUUUGAGUCAAACUGUUUACAGCAGUUCUUGCUCUCUUCUGAAGAAUAUCACCUCGAAUGACUGUACCCAGCACUUGGCCAGUGGUCACACACCACCUCUGCUUGACAGUACUAGCAUCUUACCUUGUCUAGCCUCUUAGAAGCAACAGUUAUAUCAGUUGAAUAUUCAGCUUUUAUGUCAGUAUAGAAUGUAACUGUUCUGACACUGUCCCUGAAGCAGUGUUAACAGUAUAAAGUAUGCCUGUAGGAAGCACUGCCAUGAACUGUACCUGCACACAGGCCCUUAAGCAAUCCAUUUUAUGCUGAUUGCUUCCUUCUGAAUGUCUGACAUUGCACAGGGACUGUCUUGGCCCUUCUCUGUACAUGUACAGAAAGCUCUCUCGCAUCACAGGGCUCUGCCAGGUGGUGUCCAAAUAACAAUUACUAAGUUUUUGGGUUUUUUUGUUGGGUUUUUUUUUUUUCAGUUUAGGAAUAAACUAUUUUUUUAAGAAGGGGUAUAGUAACCUCCUGGUAGUGUGGUCCUCAAUCCACUCCUGCCUCUUGUAACUGUUAACCUGACACGUGAUGAUUGUACGCCCUGUGCCGACAACCUGAUCGUACUGUGAAUACCCAUCAGGGUCAUCCAACUCCCUGCUGCUAACACGUGGAAUGUAUGUACAGUGUCACCUCCAGCCCCCAGGGCUUCACUGAGGAAAGGAAACAGUCUUGGUUUAAACCCUCCUGCUCACAGGCUCCCAGCCAAGGCUGAGUCACUCUUAACACCCCUCUUCCCUUGGCUGCUGAACCACCCAAUGCCAGCAGAAGGGGUGAAGGGCUUCCUGGAGCAAGAAUCCAACUGUCCCUGCAGAGUAUCUAUGAGGGAGAAGGCAAGGAGACAGCAGCAAGAACAGCUUUUAGUCUGGAACAAACUGCCUUGGACUGCCUUCACUGGAAGAAAAAAAAAAAAAAAAGAGGUAAGGGGACCAGACUGUCCCAGCUGAUUAGCCAGGGGUGAGCACCAGGAAGUCUGUGUGUGUCUCCUGAGCUCCCCACAAGAUAGGGAAGUGCCAGAGCCAGGCAGGGGCUGCAGCACCCCAGACUUCUUACCUCUGCUACAUCAGCACUUGCUCUUGGCUUGUAGGUGAAAAAGCUGGCUUGAAAAAGAGAAAGUAUCUCCUCCUCCAAAUAAAACAUGCAGCUUGGAGACACCACUGGUUAUUUUUCAGAAGGGAGCAAACCUCUCCAUGGCUUUACUUUUUAGAAGUAACUUUUUAAUGGUACUUAAUUCCUGGUGUCUCUGUUUGGUGGGUAAGCUAAUGAAGAAAAACAUAACCCUGUGUUAUUUCCAUGCUGAUCAUUAGCCACACAAGCUUAAUAAAGAUUUGUGAUGGGC